AUGUCGCAGGCUCCCGAGGUUCGCACCUUCCUGCUUCUUGGGAUCGCCCUGGGAUUCUUCGGGAUGCCAGGCUGCUCAGGAGCUCCGGGCAAGGUGGCCUACCAGCUGCUGCACCGGCUCUUUGCCAAUUACUCCAGCGCUUUGCGGCCGGCAGAGGACACAGAGCGAGCACUCAACGUCACCCUUCAGGUCACCCUCUCCCAGAUCAUAGACAUGGAUGAGAGGAACCAAAUCUUGACCGCUUACCUGUGGAUCCGGCAGGUGUGGGUGGAUGCUUACCUAAGCUGGGACAAGGAAGACUACGGUGGCAUUGACAGCAUCCAGAUCCCCAGCAGCUACGUGUGGAGACCUGACAUCGUCCUUUACAACAAUGCCGACGAGCAGUUCACCAGCUCCAUGGAGACCAACGUGGUGAUCCGCUGUGACGGGCGGAUCAGGUGGGACUCGCCGGCCAUCACCAAGAGCUCCUGCAAGGUGGACGUCUCCUAUUUCCCCUUCGAUGGGCAGCAGUGCCCCCUGACCUUCGGCUCCUGGACCUACAACGGCAACCAGAUCGACCUGCUCAGCAUGCAGGAGACGGGAGACCUGACGGACUUCGUGGAGAACGUGGAGUGGGAGGUUCUGGGGAUGCCGGCCAAGAGGAAUGUCAUCACGUACGGCUGCUGCUCGGAACCCUAUCCGGAUGUCACCUACAUGCUGCUGCUCAGGCGGAGGGCCUCCUUCUACGUCUUCAACCUUCUGCUGCCCUGCAUCAUGAUCUCCUUCCUGGCCCCACUGGGCUUCUACCUUCCGGCAGACUCGGGCGAGAAGGUGUCCCUGGGGGUGACCGUUCUCCUGGCCCUCACCGUCUUCCAACUCCUGGUGGCCGAAAGCAUGCCGCCCUCCGAGAACGUGCCCCUGAUUGGGAAGUACUACAUCGCCACCAUGACGAUGAUCACGGCCUCCACCGCCUUGACCAUCUUCAUCAUGAACAUCCACCACUGUGGCCCCGGGGCCCGGCCCGUCCCCCGGUGGGCCCGCAAGUUUAUUCUGCGGUACAUGGCCCGCAUCUUCUUCGUCUACGAAGUCGGGGACAGCUGCAAGAGCACCCCACAAGAGCCGGACCCACUCCCCCAAGAGGCGGAGCCUGAGGAACAGCCCCCUUGCCCCCGAAGGACCUGCUGGUGCCACCAGGAGGGUGUCCUGUGGAACGUCGAGUACAUCGCCAACUGCUUCCGAGAGCAGAAGGCCGCUUCCAGACGGACGGGGGAGUGGAAGAAGGUGGCCAAGGUGAUGGACCGUUUCUUCAUGUGGACCUUCUUUGCUAUGGUGGCCAUCAUGAGUGUCCUGGUCGUGGGCCAAGCUGUGUGA
Thamnophis elegans (Western terrestrial garter snake) is the source of this 1350-nucleotide messenger RNA. It is a transcript of the gene CHRNA10, whose product is annotated as cholinergic receptor nicotinic alpha 10 subunit. The transcript is spliced from 6 exons. NCBI's taxonomy places the organism in Eukaryota, Metazoa, Chordata, Lepidosauria, Squamata, Natricidae. The record is from RefSeq and is a predicted model, not a curated record. Gene Ontology annotation, biological process: monoatomic ion transmembrane transport; nervous system process; chemical synaptic transmission. Bases 1 to 1350 code for a protein of 449 amino acids. Gene Ontology annotation, cellular component: postsynaptic membrane; neuron projection; synapse. Gene Ontology annotation, molecular function: transmembrane signaling receptor activity; acetylcholine-gated monoatomic cation-selective channel activity.